Messenger RNA from Yamadazyma tenuis ATCC 10573, 397 nucleotides. RefSeq names its product thioredoxin (gene TRX1). Gene Ontology annotation, cellular component: cytosol. NCBI's taxonomy places the organism in Eukaryota, Fungi, Ascomycota, Pichiomycetes, Serinales, Debaryomycetaceae. Gene Ontology annotation, molecular function: protein-disulfide reductase activity. The record is from RefSeq and is a predicted model, not a curated record.
AAUCUCGUACAAAACAAAUACACUACAGAUUACUAAUACAUAAAAAUGGUUGCCACUAUUACCAAGAAAGAAGAAUUCGAUGAAGCCUUGAAGCACUCUGGGUUGGUUGUUGUUGACUUUUUUGCCACCUGGUGCGGUCCUUGUAAGAUGAUUGCUCCUAUGUUGGACAAAUUUUCUGCUGAAUACACUUCAGCUAAAUUCAUCAAAGUUGACGUUGAUGACUUUGGUCAAAUUGCUCAAGAGUACGAAAUCUCUUCCAUGCCAACCAUCUUAUUCAUUAAGGACGGAAAGGUUGUCACCAAGGUUAUUGGUGCUAACCCAGCUGGUAUUAAGCAAGCUUUGGCUGCCAACGCUUAAAUAGAUUAUAUGUACUAUAUUUAAAUUGCACAUUAACAAG